Messenger RNA from Apodemus sylvaticus (European woodmouse), 2612 nucleotides. It is a transcript of the gene Kri1, whose product is annotated as KRI1 homolog. The record is from RefSeq and is a predicted model, not a curated record. The transcript has 19 exons. Gene Ontology annotation, cellular component: nucleolus; 90S preribosome. Gene Ontology annotation, biological process: endonucleolytic cleavage in ITS1 to separate SSU-rRNA from 5.8S rRNA and LSU-rRNA from tricistronic rRNA transcript (SSU-rRNA, 5.8S rRNA, LSU-rRNA). NCBI's taxonomy places the organism in Eukaryota, Metazoa, Chordata, Mammalia, Rodentia, Muridae. Bases 37 to 2151 code for a protein of 704 amino acids.
CGGUUCCACGCGUGCGUGCUACGUCGUACAGCCGCCAUGCCGGAACCGCGCGCUUCUGGGUCUCUAAAGGUGAACGCGGCGUUUGCUGCGCGCUACAACCGUUACCGCGAGCGUGAGGAACUGCAGCGGCUCAAAGAUCGCUAUGGAGAUCCGGACGACGGCGGCGCCUCCAGUUCCGAGUCUGACUCCAGCGAUGAGCAUGUGGAAUUUGAUCCCCAGCAGGAGAGAGACUUUUACAGGACUCUGUCCUUGCUGAAGAAGAAGGACCCUCGGAUCUACCAGAAAGAUGCUACCUUCUACCAGAGAACAGCCAGAACCUCGUCUUCAGAGAGUGAGGAGGAGCCGGCAGCCUUGGGGAAGAAGGAGAGAGUGCAGCCCAUGUACCUGAAGGACUAUGAGAGGAAAGUCAUCUUGGAGAAAGAAGGCAAAUAUGUGGACGAGGACAAUUCUGAAGGGGAGAGCGCUGACCACAGGCUCCAGGAAACAGCCACAAAGAGUUACGUAGAAGAGCAGAGACAGCUGAAGGAAAGCUUCCGGGCAUUUGUGGAGGACAGCAGCGACGAGGACAGUGCCGGGGAAGGUGGCUCUGGGUUGCUGCAGAAGCACACUAAAAGUAGGGAAGAAAAGGCCCAGGAGGAAGUGGACUACCUUGAGUGGCUAAAGGGGCAGAAGGAGGUUGACAGCUCUGAGUCACUGAAAGAACUGACACACCUCAAGGAGUACUGGAGCAACCCGGAGCUGGACGAGGGGGAGCAGUUCCUCAGGGAUUAUAUCCUCAACAGACGCUACGAGGAGGAGGGGGACGAGGAAGAGGGGGACGAGGAGGAGGAGGAGGAGGAAGGGGCUCUGGGACCCCCGGUCCAGCUGGCAGUGGACGACUCCUCGGAUGAAGGGGAGCUGUUCCUGAAGAAGCAGGAAGCCUUUGAACACAAGUACAACUUCCGCUUUGAGGAGCCUGACUCUACCUCAGUCAAGACGUACCCGCGAAGCAUCGCUUCGUCUGUGCGCCGCAAGGAUGAGCGCAGGAAGGAGAAGCGGGAAGAAACGAGGGAGCGGAAGAAGAGGGAGAAGGCCAGGAAGCAGGAGGAGCUGAAGCAGCUAAAGAACCUGAAGAGGAAGGAGAUUCUGGCCAAGCUGGAGAAGCUGCGGCAGGUCACUGGCAACGAGACACUGGGCCUUGAGGAGCAGGACCUGGAGGAGGACUUUGACCCUGCCCAGCACGACCGUCUAAUGCAGAAAUGCUUUGGAGAUGCCUUCUAUGGUGCCGCGGAGGAAGAGAAGCCACAGUUUGAUGAAGAGGAAGGGCUGGAAGAUGACUGGAACUGGGACAUGUGGGGUGGACCUGAGCAAGACGGGACCUGGAACCAGCAGGAGCUGCAUUGUGAGGACCCUGACUUUAACAUGGAUGCAGACCAUGACCCCAGCCAACCACGGAAGAAGCUUCGUGAGGCCCCCACCUCAGGCAAGAGAAAGCGCAAGUCUCCAUUUGCAGCUGCAGUGGGGCAGGAAAAGCCCAUGUUUGACCCUGGGGACAAGACCUUUGAGGAGUACCUAGAUGAGUACUACCGUCUGGACUAUGAGGACAUUGUCGACGACCUACCCUGUCGCUUCAAGUACCGCACUGUGGUGCCCUGCGACUUCGGGCUCAGCACAGAGGAGAUCCUUGCAGCUGAUGACAAGGAACUGAACCGCUGGUGUUCCCUGAAGAAGACCUGCAUGUACAGGUCGGAGCAGGAAGAGAUGCAGGAGCAGCGGGUGUACAGCCAGAAGGCCCAGAACAUAUGGAAGAAGAGGCAGAUCUUCAAGUCUCUGUGUGAAGAAGAGACAGAAAUGCCCACGGAAGCCACAGGGAAGUCACAGAGCAAGGCCAAGCCCCAAGUGCAGCUGCCCAUGCCCAGCGGAGCAGACGGGAAGACGCCCCAGGCUGAGGCCUCAGCAGCCAAGGAAGAGGACGUGGCCCAUACAUCCUGCCCAGAGAAGCCAGCAUCGCAGAAGCACAAGGGCAAGAAGGCCAGGCUGCUGGGUCCCACAGUGACACUUGGAGGUCACAAGUUCAGCAGACAGAGGUUACAGGCCUUUGGUCUCAACCCCAAAAGGCUGCACUUCCGCCAGUUAGGUCGCCAACGGAAAAAACAGCAGAGCCAGUCCUGAGGCCCUCAGGGAGCCACCCUGCCUCUACAGCCGAGCUGCUGACCGAGUUCUGCCUGUCAGCCUGUGUAAACUGCCUGCAGAGAGGGUACUGCUGUUUGUAAGCUUGGAAAGUGCUGCCGCCAGAGCGCUGGCAUCCCCACAGACAACCUGAAAUGUCCACAAGGCCAGGCGUGUUCAAGUCUGCAGGUUUAUCAGCCUCCACCCAGCAGUCAGUUGGGACCUUGAACAGUGAGUACAGUGACCCAGUGCGCACUGUGGAACUUGAUCAGGCCCUGAGUGAGUGCCCUGGAGCCCACUCCAUCCUGCCUCCUGAGGAGACAGGGGCAACUGGGGGUGAGGACCGCUGUAGGCCACACCCCCAAGUGGGGGACGGGAACAUGAGGACGGGGGUCCAGCACCACCACUGGAGCUGCAGAUCCCAUACCUGACGUGACAUAAAUAAAAAAAUAAAUAGUCUGGCA